GUAUAUAUAUAACUGCAAACUUUAUGGAAAAAAUUUAACUAUUUCCAACUUGGAUAAAAAUUUUUUUUUUUUAAAUUUUCAAUCGUUUAUAAAUUACUUUUCAAUUCCUCAGGUGAGGAGAAACACGAGCGUUUGCUAGAGAGAGAAAGAUAACGAGGGAGUGUGGAGUCACGGCCUCCGUCAGUGGUUUUGCGGAGGCGCAGAGUGACCGUGGCUGCGGAAGGGUGCGGAAGUCAAAAAAAGAGAGAAAAAUAAUUUUGUCCCGGGGAUAUUUUCUUUUUUCUCUCGACUUCCAAAAAGAAAAAUCCUUUCGUGUUCAUCAUUAUAGGACUCAUUUUUUUCUCUAAUUUCCACUCCAACAUCACGCUCCAUCAUUAUACAAAAAAAAAAAAAAAAUUAAUUUCAGAACAAAUUAAUUUGUCACACGCGAAGCGACAACGACGUCGGGCGUCAGUGAACUGCAAUCGCACAAUGCGGAUCAAUUAUCAACUCAGGUGAUCCAAUUUGAUCCUAGAAACGAAAAAGACAAUUCAUCAUUAAUUGUUGAUGUUAAGGAGAAUGGGAAAUACAGAAUGGAGUCAAAUGAGCAGGACCAAAAACAAAAUUCAAAAAAUCAGGUCCUGCUCAAAUGUUGGGAAGAAAUGCCAAAACAUCUGCAAUUUAAUCCCCAUAUUAGAAGCGGAUACAGACCACUUAUGACCCCGACAAAUUGUGUUCGCAGCAUUUUCUUCUUCCACAAUGAGACUGUCAAUAUUUUGACCCACGGUUUUGCGAUUCUAUACAUUUAUCUAACAGUGCCGGAUGCACUUCCAUGGAGGACCCAAGGUGCACUUUCAGGAUGCCAUUUAAUUGGUGCAAUAAGUCCAUGGAUUGGCUCAUUUCUUUAUCACGUAUUUAUGAACGUGAAUUAUGGAGAGGACGUCUACAGAAAAUUACUAAAAAUAGAUAUGCUCGGCAUUUGGCUCUGUCAGAGUUUUGGAGCCCUGCCGAUGAUAGUAACUUCUGUGCAUUGCUCAUCAGUUUUUCUUCAGUAUUGUUGCGUCUCAAUCUAUUGCUUCCUUAGUUUAUUGGGCCUAUGGAAACUGCUAAAUCUUUUCUGUUCCGAUAAGGCGAUGGUCGCAAAAUCUCCAUGGCAAAGACGUCUCUGUUUUAUUCCUCCAUUGGGAAUGAGAUUGUUGGUAUUGAGUUUAAGAUGUUAUGGUAUUGGUGGUGGAAGUCCUGACGCAAUGAAGCACGUCAUCUUACAAGACGUGGUGGCUGUGAUUGGUGGUAUAAUAGGAGCACUUCGCGUUCCAGAAAAAUGGCUUCCUGGCAGUUUAGAUUUGGUUUUCAAUUCCCAUAAUAUAAUGCACGUUUUAGUUGUUUUGGCAGUAUGUUCAAUGCACGAAGCGACCAUUCAGGAUUUGACGUGGAUGUCCGAUCCGACAUCGUGCUCGGUUCCUAAUUUCAUCCCAUCCAUCCACGAGGAACUGUGA
Messenger RNA from Leptopilina boulardi, 1475 nucleotides. Its product is annotated as progestin and adipoQ receptor family member 4. Gene Ontology annotation, cellular component: membrane. The record is from RefSeq and is a predicted model, not a curated record. Gene Ontology annotation, molecular function: signaling receptor activity. The transcript has 7 exons. The coding region runs from base 573 to 1475 and encodes 300 amino acids. NCBI's taxonomy places the organism in Eukaryota, Metazoa, Arthropoda, Insecta, Hymenoptera, Figitidae.